Molecule: messenger RNA, 2016 nt
Organism: Phalaenopsis equestris
Lineage: Eukaryota; Viridiplantae; Streptophyta; Magnoliopsida; Asparagales; Orchidaceae
Product: protein MICRORCHIDIA 2-like
Exons: 18
Coding region: 65-1648 (527 amino acids)
Cellular component (GO): nucleus
Molecular function (GO): ATP hydrolysis activity
Source: RefSeq, a predicted model, not a curated record
ACUGCGACUGAUCAUCCCAGUGAGUUGAGUUGGCGAUUCGCGUGCUCCGUUUAAACCAGACUUCAUGGUGCCGGCGGCGCUCGGAGGGAAGUCUUCGGAGCCCCUGGUGGCAGCCCGAAAUUGCGAAACCCUCGAGUGCAGAAGCUUCUGGAGGGCUGGAAAUUACGAGGUUAAGUCCUCUCUUCUUCCUUCGCUACAAGAAUCAUGCGAGUUCGAUCGCGCACGGGUUCACCCGAAGUUUCUACACUCCAACGCCACUUCCCACAAAUGGGCUUUCGGAGCCAUUGCCGAACUUCUUGACAAUGCAGUUGAUGAGAUAUGCAAUGGUGCAACAUUUGUCAAGGUAGAUAAGAUGAUCAAUCCAAGAGAUAGCAGUCCUAUGUUACUUGUUCAAGAUGAUGGAGGAGGAAUGGACCCAGAAGGUAUACGCCAUUGUAUGAGCUUGGGAUUCUCAAAGAAGAACUCAAAGACCACUAUAGGACAGUAUGGUAAUGGCUUUAAGACAAGUACUAUGAGAUUAGGUGCGGAUGCAAUUGUAUUCACUCGCGCUAAUCAUGGCUGCAAUGAAACUCAGAGCAUUGGCCUUCUGUCAUAUACAUUCUUGAGAAGAACAAUGAAAGAUGACAUCAUUGUGCCGAUGCUUGAUUUUGGAAGUUCUGUAAAGCAAAUGCAGCCUUUAGUUUAUAGUUCCCAAGAUGAUUGGGAUGAUAGCCUACGAAUAAUUCUUGAUUGGUCACCAUUUUCUUCUGAAGAGCAACUCCUGCAACAGUUUGAGGAUGUUGGGACUCAUGGAACAAAAGUGUUAAUAUAUAAUCUUUGGAUGAAUGAUACCGGCCUUUUGGAAUUAGACUUUGAUGACGAUGAUGAGGAUAUAAGGUUGCGGGAUCGGUCCAGUAGUGAAGGUUUUUCAAGGUUUCAUAAGGAAGUAGUUCAAAUGCAUAUUUCUUAUACCCUUAGAUAUUCGUUGAGGGCAUAUUCAUCCAUCCUUUAUCUUCGGACGUUAAAAAACUUUCAGAUUAUCUUAAGAGGCAAACCCGUGGAGCAAAUAAAAAUUGCAGAUGAAUUGAAAUUCAGCAAGUCAAUAACCUAUAAGCCACAAACAGUGGCUUCUGAAGAUGCUGUGGCAAGAACAACAAUUGGUUUUGCAAAAGAGGCUCCUGUUCUUGGUAUUUUCGGUGUAAAUGUAUAUCACAAGAAUCGGCUUAUCAUGCCAUUUUGGAAAGUGCUUCAAGAAGGUUCUAGUCGUGGGAGAUGUGUUGUUGGAAUCAUUGAAGCAAAUUUUAUUGAGCCAGCUCAUGACAAACAGGAUUUUGAAAGAACACCCUUAUUUAUUAGGUUGGAGACAAAGCUCAGACAAUUGAUCAUUGAAUACUGGAAAGGCCAUUGUCACUUGAUUGGUUAUCAACCAAUUACUCCAGAAGUUGGUGAUAAGCACAGAGAUGCUAUUAAGCAUUCUCGUAUACUUGGAAAAUCCACACAGCAGAAACCUGGUGGUCAUGGUAUUGCUCAUGAGAAGAGCAAUGGAGAAAAAAUUGUUGCCCUUCCUACUCUUAAUGGUUCUUCUGCAGCAUCUUUUGUUCAAGCUCCUGCUGAUUCUUUAAUGGAGGAUGCAUUCAAUUUUGGGCAGGUGCGAGCAGCUCCGGCUUAGGCAGGCUGAGCUGAAGCAAACGGUUAACGAGCUGGAACGCGAGCUCGAAAGAGCCAAACGGAGGUGCGUUCGUCUUUCUUCUGAGCUUGAGGCAAGGAGAAGGCAGCACACAGUGAUGAACAUUCGCUAAUCAUUAAAAUAAAUAAGAAAGAUAGCUUCAAUGGCACAUUAAAUCUAGUUUGCAUCUUGAUUGCUUGUUUUUCUUUUUCUGUUCAUUAUAACUGAAUUGAGGUUGUUUCUAGGUGUCAUUUUUGUCCUACUGGAUAGAAAAGAUAUGCUUGAUAUUUAAUAGGUCUAAAUAGAAGGCUCUGAAUUUGUAAAUAGAAGGCUUUGAAUUGGUCUGCAAUAGAUUCCCUAUAUUUUUAGAA